AUGGUCAUAAAGACAACAUUUUUACUCUUUGCCCAGGUCUUUCUGUCCACCUCGGCGGCUGUUCCGCACGUAUCCAGUUCGUGCAAAGGACAUACUCAUCAAAACGGCAACCUACCCAAUGUGACAAUUUUCGGAACCGGAGGCACAAUUGCGAGCAAAGGUACGAGUAAUACUCAAACCACAAACUAUAAAGUCGGAGUCACCAUCGAGGCGCUCGUAGAGGCAGUGCCUGAAUUAUGCAACAUAUCAAAUGUUUCUGGUCUACAAGUCUCAAACGUUGAUAGCGGAUCAAUCAACUCCACUAUCCUACUUCAUCUAGCUCGAUACGUCAAUGCCGACAUGGCGAACCCAAUAUCCCACGGCUCUGUCGUGACACACGGAACUGAUACACUGGAGGAAACGGCAUUCUUCCUAGACCUGACUGUGAAGACACAUAAGCCGGUUGUUAUGACUGGCGCUAUGAGGCCUUCCACCGCAAUCAGCGCCGACGGACCCUUGAAUCUAUAUCAAGCGGUGAAACUCGCCGGCUCCGAUGAAGCUCGCGACCGGGGUGUCCUAAUUGUGUUGAACGACCGUAUAGGAAGCGCAUAUACUACAACCAAAAACAACGCAAACUCUCUAGAUACAUUUUACGCAACAGAACAAGGCCAACUCGGCUUCUUCAUCGACCAAGUCCCUAAAUUCUACUCUUCUCCAUCGACCCCUCGCAACAAACCACACUUCAGUAUCGGGGAUGCAGAUUUUCUGCCCCAGGUAGAUAUUCUUUACGGCUAUCAGGACGCGAAUCCGGCUCUCGUCGAAGCAUCCGUUCGAUCUGGAGCGAAAGGAAUUAUUUUCGCAGGGGUAGGAGCUGGCGGAUGGAGUGAGAGUGGGCUGAAGGCUGCGCAGAGAAUGUAUAAUGAGACUGGUAUUCCGAUGGUAUUUAGUCGACGUACGGAGGAUGGGUUUGCCGGUGGUGACUCUAUUUAUUCAUUUCAAAUGACGAGCGGAUUUCUGAAUCCGCAGAAAGCAAGGAUUAUGUUGCAGCUUGCCCUCCUUGAGAAUUAUGGAAACGAGGAGAUCAGGGCUCUAUUUUAUGGCCAGUGA
Molecule: messenger RNA, 1086 nt
Organism: Penicillium cosmopolitanum
Lineage: Eukaryota; Fungi; Ascomycota; Eurotiomycetes; Eurotiales; Aspergillaceae
Product: L-asparaginase
Exons: 2
Coding region: 1-1086 (361 amino acids)
Molecular function (GO): asparaginase activity
Source: RefSeq, a predicted model, not a curated record